Penicillium subrubescens is the source of this 471-nucleotide messenger RNA. RefSeq lists its product as uncharacterized. NCBI's taxonomy places the organism in Eukaryota, Fungi, Ascomycota, Eurotiomycetes, Eurotiales, Aspergillaceae. The coding region runs from base 1 to 471 and encodes 156 amino acids. The record is from RefSeq and is a predicted model, not a curated record. The transcript is spliced from 2 exons.
AUGUCGACCUCAAAAUCCUGGUUUGAUCAGGGACCUUUUCGCGGUCGUUUCGCUUGCGGAAGCACCAUCAUUACCGAUAAUCGAGCUCAGUGGAAGAUUCUUGAACGCCUUAAGCAAGAGGAUCUCCAGACAACCGGGCGGGGGGCGCCAAGCUAUGCUACCCUCAAACUGCGCUGCCAACAGGAUUCCCCAACUCGCGCCGCGCAAGCCAACACGACCUUCGAACCCGAUGAACUCUACGCAUAUCGCACCCUGAGCCAGAACCACUCAAAGUGCACACCAAAACUGCUGGAGUCCCGCAAGAUGACCCAGAAGCCCGCGGAACUCGUCCCUGGCGGGUUCAUCUUCUUCGUCGCUUGGGAAAUUGUUCCGGGGCUCCGCCUAGGCGACGGCACUGGGAAGGUCGAUAGUCGACUCGCAGUCGCUACUCUGCCCUCCCCCGUACUAUGUCUUUGUGCCUCGUUUAAGUAG